Molecule: messenger RNA, 3046 nt
Organism: Mercenaria mercenaria
Lineage: Eukaryota; Metazoa; Mollusca; Bivalvia; Venerida; Veneridae
Exons: 11
Coding region: 65-3046 (993 amino acids)
Molecular function (GO): RNA binding
Source: RefSeq, a predicted model, not a curated record
GUUCCAGCAGUUGCACAAUCGCUACUAAAAUGGAUCAAAUGGACUAAUACAUGCUUUCUCAAAAAUGUCACAUAAUCCACAAAAAUGUGUUUAUUAUUUGAGGAUCAUCAGAUUCAUAGUCGAAGUCGGUACAGAAACAGUGAGAAAUCUUUUUUAUCACUUUAAACCGAAGCAUGAAGUCCAUACAUUUUUCACUUGUGGAACAAUCUGUGACGAAUUAAGAGCACUAAAGCGUAGACAUGUUCUAAGUUGUGAACAAUACCGACAGGUUACUUCUGAUCCAAAUCCUAAUGAGUUCGAUCUCGCUUUGUUAAUUACACUUUUGACAAAUAUUUUCACUGGAAUGAUAGAUCCACCAGCAAAUGGUUGGAAUAGAAACGUUGAUCAACAUGACAUUUCAAUUGGCGCGAAUUUAUUGCGUUUAAAACAUUUAAGAAAUGCUAUAGUCGGACAUAGUGCGACUGCUCGGCUUACGGUGCAGGAGUUUAACGACUUUUGGAAGCAAAUAGAAGAAACUGUGACAAGCUUCGAACUGUUUAUCGAUGUUAGAAACAAAGAUGCUGUUAAGACAAAAAUUGAUGAAUAUAAAUACGGAAAGUUAGAUUUGGAAGGCGAGCAGGAAAGGAAGUAUUUCGCACUGAUACGGCGAUGGUAUAACGAAGGACAAGAAACACUGUCAUACCUACGAGAUGAGGUAGAAGACCUAGUGAAGAAGUCGAAAGAAUUCUUUUUCUACUUCAAAACAAAACCAAAGCGUUACCUCCGAUACAUUAAGUUAUUGUUUGAAGGUGGAAGGAUGGUUUUGUCCGAACUGCUAAAUCAAGAAUUAGAAAAGACGGGUGUAUCUCUAAACGACUUUCUAUUAGAUAGUCGCGAAAUGUUACUGGAGAACGAACAGAGUGCACUUACCGAUAUUUACCCGCAAAACUCCCCAAACGGGACAAGAAUUAACACAAACACCUCCACCUGGGAUAUCCAAAGCCUGGCACUGAUAAUUUCUCACAUCUGUAAUGAGAACCAAGUUAUUUUAAAUGAAGUAUACAUAAUAUCAAACGCCAGGAAAGAGUAUGCAAAGACUGCAUACCUCUCUCUGAAUAACGAAGAGUUUUCAAUUUGCUGCGAAGACCUUGUGUCUAGUUUAAAGACGUUGUCUCCGCUGGCUGGUGCUGAAACCUACACAAAGUGUCGAGUACUUAUUGAAAAAUAUAGAAAGGAAGUUGAUACAGAUAUAGACAACACUGAUACUUACUUUGACCAGCUUAAAUCACAAGGACUGAAUGUAAAGAACCUUUCUGAAAUGUAUACAGAAGUACUGGAGAAACUGAAUAUUGCAUUAAAUCAGAUGGCAGAUGGUAGUCAUGUUUUCAAACACGAACAAGUUUUGGAACUGAAAAUGGUUACACUAGGAAGGACAGAAGAAAAGAUAGAACUCGCCGAGAAUAUUCUAGCAACAGUAUGGGAGGCGGCCAUCAAAAUGUCAGACACCCCCAAAGACUUCGCCGCGGUGAGGAAUACGGUAGAUCUCAUCAUUGAGCACGUUCGAGCGAUUUCUGACGUUGACACAAUAAAAGUGGAAAAACAUUGUAUCCUUAUGUCAGUUUCAUGUCGUUCAUGCCUUGGGCUAAUGCAGCUCAUGGAGUAUUUAGAGGGCGAUUCAUUCAAAGAACAUUUAACGAAUAUGUCAUUAGAAAUAGGGCAUAUAUGCAAUGAUACGGUAUGCAUCAAAGGAAAUGUCACCUUUGAGAGCCUGUAUCAGCUUGCAACUGCAAUAGAAUGUGACAAACUAGCAAAUGGUUUCAACAUUUGUGCGGGAGAUGUGUCGGCACAGACAGAAGGAAUGAAAUCUGUUGAAAAAAUAAACGAUGACAAAGGAUUUCGAGAAGUGUUAGGAAAACAUGUAAAUGGUUCAAGUGAACUUGGAGCAAAUAUAAAAGAAGCCAACGAGGAAAUCACAUCGUUGCAGGACCUCACUGAAGAAACUGUUGGUCACAUAUCAGCAGACGAGCUCGAGAAAGACGGAAUCGUUAUCGUUUCAGAUGAAAAGCAAAUACAAGAGGCGUCAAAGGCAUCCAUAUUAGAAAGAAAUGCAUCUGCACCCGAGUCUGAGUCUGAAAAGAAGACACAAGAUAAGAAAGACAACAAGAACAAUGGCGAAGAUGAGCCUGUGUUCCUUCGCACAAUUCAAGUGAGGGGAUCGGGAGACGUCAUCAAUGUCAAUACGUUGAGGUACCUUAAAAUGUACUUCAAGGACAAGGGUAGAUCAGACGGAGCAACUGUUAACGUGACAGAAUACAAAUGUAUAGAACCUGGUGUAGCUACGUUCACAUUUGAGACAAAGAAUGAUGCUGAAAGUGUAGCAGAGAGAGAUGAUCACGUGUUUAGGUCUGAACCGCUUAAUGUAGCAAUGAUGCCAGAAGAAAAAGAAAUUCGAGUGUCUUCCGCUGAAGAUAAAAUAGAUGCCGAUGAUACAGAAGUAAAAAGAAUAAAGAUUACUAAGUUGACUUCUUCAUUAGCAGCUCUACUUGGUGUUCAUUUAGAGAAAAUGUUCCCAGAUGUGCAUGUUGUUAGCGUUAAACAUGAAGAAGACAACAAGUCCGCUGUGGUUGAGUUUGAGGAUUCAAAAGGUUUUGCCAACAUUCUACAGAAAAAGGAAUUGUCAAUCGACGGGCAGGUUGUUGGUGUGGAGUUAUACGAAAAUAAACCAUAUAUAUCACGUACUGUACUUGUGAAAGGGAGUUCAGACAUUGCCAGUCAGCUGGAUUCGUUGAAAAUUUACUUUCAAAACACGGCGCUCUCUGGGGGUGGUAAUAUUACAAAUUGUUAUGUGGACAGUAGCAAUAACGUUGCCUAUGUUACAUUUGAAACAGAAGACGUUGCACAACUGGUGGUAGAAAAAUUUCAUAAUAAGGAAGCACUGGAAGUUAUGCUGUCUGAUGAAAGUCUCAAGUUAAACAAAGAAGAAUCGGACAAAGAAACAAAAGGCAAAUCUUCAACAGCUGUGACGACAAAUCAAAUAAUCAGUCAUAGGUCAGUUAAUGUUUUAUGA